Messenger RNA from Nannospalax galili (Upper Galilee mountains blind mole rat), 6454 nucleotides. It is a transcript of the gene Znf654, whose product is annotated as zinc finger protein 654. Gene Ontology annotation, cellular component: nucleus. Gene Ontology annotation, molecular function: DNA binding; DNA-binding transcription factor activity, RNA polymerase II-specific. The record is from RefSeq and is a predicted model, not a curated record. Lineage: Eukaryota; Metazoa; Chordata; Mammalia; Rodentia; Spalacidae. The transcript has 9 exons. Gene Ontology annotation, biological process: regulation of transcription by RNA polymerase II. The coding region runs from base 96 to 3485 and encodes 1129 amino acids.
UAGAGGAGGAGGAGGUUAGCUGAGGCAGCGGCGGCGGCGGCGGCGGCGGCGGCGGAGGCGCUGGGGCUGGUUACGCGCUGGGCGGCGAGAGCCUCAUGGCGGAGGAAGAGAGCGACCAAGAGGCCGAGCGCCUCGGAGAAGAGCUCGUGGCCAUUGUGGAGUCCCCCCCGGGCCCUGUGGGGCUCAGACCUGCGGGCGAAGGGAGAGGGGUUGGCGGCAGCGGUGGCUGUGUCGGCAGCGGCGGCGUCGGGAUCAGCAGCCGGGAUUACUGCAGACGCUUCUGUCAGGUGGUUGAAGAUUAUGCUGGAAGAUGGCAGGUUCCUUUACCGCAGCUUCAGGUUCUUCAGACUGCACUUUGUUGUUUCACAUCAGCCAGUGCAUCGUUCCCAGAUGAAUGUGAACAUGUACAAUAUGUUUUAAGUAGUCUUGCUGUGAGUUUCUUUGAGUUGCUGCUGUUCUUUGGAAGAGAUGAAUUUUAUGAAGAACCUUUAAAGGAUAUUCUUGGUUCAUUUCAGGAAUGCCAGAAUCACCUCCGCAGAUAUGGAAAUGUGAAUCUGGAACUGGUGACUCGAAUCAUUAGAGAUGGUGGCCCUUGGGAAGAUCCAGUGUUGCAAGCUGUUCUUAAAGCCCAACCAGCAUCUCAGGAGAUAGUGAACAGAUAUUUAAGUUCUGAAAAUCCACUGUUCUUUGAACUACGUGCCCGAUACCUAAUUGCUUGUGAACGCAUACCUGAAGCAAUGGCUCUUAUUAAGUCUUGUAUCAAUCACCCAGAAAUCAGUAAAGACUUGUACUUCCAUCAAGCUCUCUUCACGUGUCUGUUUAUGUCACCUGUAGAAGAUCAGCUAUUCCAAGAGCAUUUGUUGAAAACGGACUGUAAGAGUGGAAUUGAUAUCAUCUGUAACACUGAAAAAGAAGGCAAGACUUUGUUAGCCUUACAACUCUGUGAAUCCUUUCUUAUUCCACAGCUCCAGAAUGGGGACAUGUACUACAUAUGGGAGUUGAUUUUCAUAUGGAGUAAACUACAACUUAAAUGUAAUCCUUCAAAACAAGUUUUUGUAGAUCAAUGCUACCAACUUUUAAGGACAGCAACUAAUGUGAGAGUCAUAUUUCCUUUCAUGAAAAUCAUUAAAGAUGAGGUUGAAGAAGAAGGUUUGCAAAUUUGUGUUGAAAUAUGUGGUUGUGCCCUACAGCUUGAUCUUCAUGAUGAUCCUAAAACUAAAUGUCUAAUUUAUAAAACAAUUGCACAUUUUUUGCCAAAUGAUCUAGAAAUCCUCAGGAUUUGUGCCCUCUCAAUAUUUUUUCUUGAGCGUUCCUUAGAUGCUUAUCACACUGUUGAAGAGCUUUACAAACGCCCAGAUGAAGAAUAUAAUGAGGGCACAAGUAGUGUUCAAAAUCGUGUUCGCUUUGAAUUACUUCCAAUUUUGAAAAAGGGAUUAUUUUUUGAUCCUGAAUUUUGGAACUUUGUAAUGAUUAAGAAGAACUGUGUGGCAUUACUGAGAGAUAAAUCAGCAGUAAGAUUGCUAAAUGAAAGUACACUGGAAAAUACAGCAGGUAAUCUAAAAAAGACCGUGGAACAGCAAUAUUUGUAUGAAAGGCUUGACACGCUCACAGAUCAGAGUACUGGAGAGACUGAUCCUGAUGAUAUGUCUAGAGUGCAACCUAAAGGUCAUGUUAACUCAAGGAAAAGCCUCACUGCUCUUAACGUUUCCAAAGUGGAUCACAAUGUCCCAAGGCAUCGCUGUGUGUUAUGUAACAAGGAAUUUCUUGGUGGUCACAUUGUAAGGCAUGCCCAGGCUCAUCAGAAAAAAGGAAGCUUCUCAUGUGUAAUAUGUGGUAGGAAGUUUAGGAACAGAGGACUUAUGCAGAAGCAUUUAAAGAAUCAUGUUAAGAAGAUCCAGAGACAGCAGAUUGCUACAGCGCAACAGGAUGAUCCAGAAGUCAUCACUUUGGAAGAGAUAAAAUGUUCCAAGUCUUCCAUUUCCUUUGAAAAUGGAAAUUCUAACAAUAAGGGUUUAGAAGUAGAGAUGUUGACUGCUUCCAGUGAUGGCAACAAGGAGGUCAUCCACGAACACAUGGUUGAAUUUGUUGAUAUUCCUAUUGGUAUACCAGAGGCUACUAUUGAAAACAUCAUUGAAAAUGGCAGACCAGACACUUCUUUAAAGAAUGUCCCAGAACCUUUACCUCAAUGUGAGGAUGACUAUGAGGAGGAAGAGAAGGAAGGUGAUUAUGAAGAUGAUUAUGACCUGAAUCAAGACACGUCAGUACUUCAUAAAGUCAAUGGAACUGUGUGCCAUCCAAAAGAUGUAUAUGCUACAGAUCAAGAAGGAAACUUCAAGUGCCCUGCUCUUGGCUGUGUCAGAAUAUUUAAGAGAAUUGGAUUUUUAAAUACACACGCAAGGACUGUACAUCCAACUGAUAUAAAUGUGCGACAAACAGUAAUGAAGUGGAGCAAAGGAAAAUGCAAAUUUUGCCAGAGGCAAUUUGAAGAUUCGCAGCAUUUUAUUGAUCAUCUUAAUAGACACAGCUAUCCAAAUGUGUACUUUUGUUUGCAUUUUAAUUGCAAUGAGUCAUUUAAGCUACCAUUCCAGCUUGCCCAGCAUACAAAAAGUCACAGGAUAUUUCAAGCUCAAUGUAGUUUUCCAGAAUGCCAUGAGCUUUUUGAAGAUCUUCCUUUGUUAUAUGAACAUGAGGCUCAGCAUUACUUAAGCAAAACACCAGAAUCAUCUAAACAACCAAGUGAAGCAAUUCUUUUAGAUGUUCACACAGACUCAAAUCCUAAUCAUCAGGAAAUAGACUCAUCUAGUAAUGACAAACUAACUAUUGAUCAGCCAGUUUCUACUAGCAAAUCAAGGAAAGAGUCUACAGAACCAAAGACAUAUAUAGAAACUAUGGGAAAGAAAAUAGACAGUUUAGUUCAGAAUGGAAAUGAGCAUUCUGAUGGAACUGUUUCAAAUCAAAGCUUGAUAGACCAAAAGAUGCCUGAUAUAGAGCCAAACCCUGAAAAUAGUCAUUGUACUAGUGAUUUAGUAAAUGGACAUAGUGAAACAGAGCAAAUACCUUUAGUCGCAUCAGAUCCUGCUCUGAAAACUGAUACAAACAGAAACAGGACAGAAAAUGGGUCUAUUUUACCCAGUGUUGUACCACAAGAACCUAAUACCCUGCCAGUAUCUCAGGCACCAUCCAAACCAAAUCUUACAAGUGAACAUACUUCAUAUGGUGUAAUUUUAACAAAGCCAUAUGUCAGACCAUUGCCUCCCAGUUAUCUUGAUGAACGGUACCUUAGUAUGCCAAAACGCAGAAAAUUUCUGACUGAUCGAGUAGAUGCCUGUUCUGAUCAGGACAGCAUUUAUAAAAAAUCAAUGAAAAGAUUAAGAUGUGGCAAAUGCCUGACCACCUACUGUAAUGCAGAAGCACUUGAGGCUCACCUUGCACAAAAGAAAUGUCAGACACUCUUUGGAUUUGAUUCAGAUGAUGAAAGUGCCUGAUAAAAAUGUCGCAGAUCUGUUGAUCAUGCAGUAGUGUGAGAAAAAGCACUACAUGAAAAAUGCAUCAUCAGUUUGCUAUUUCCCUGAUGGCCUUAAUUUUAGAGUGGUCUCGGAUUACUAAAGAUAAAGACAAAGCACAUUUUCUGGAACUUGCAGAGGAGAUGUGCUGGCUUUGACUCCAAAAGGGUUAUAAAACUCCCAAAGUACCAGUUAUCCAGAAAACCACAUUCUUUAAAAAGUUUAUGAUGCUUAAUAGCAGCAUGUUCAGUUUUGCUUAUGAAAACAUGUUUGGGCAUUUAGUCAGAAGGAAAAACCAGCUAUGGCCUUACUGAAAGGAAAAAGUUAAUGCAUUAUAAGAUAGGAGGUGGAGUGGGAACUGGUUUAUAAUAAACGAUGUUAAGCAUUCUAAAAUGGGAUUUGUUUUCUUGUCCUGCAUAGUCAAAUUCUGUUUUCCCUUCUGAUCAGACAUAUUUUAAGAAACCAUUGCUCUUUAGUUUGUGAUAUAAUUUAGAAGCUGAUACAUAGAAAUAAUGCUUGAUUUAUCACCAUGUUAUCUACUACAGAUUGUAACUUGUUUCCAAAUGGUUAAUUAGACAGGUCAAAGUUCAGUGAAUGGCAUGCCACCAUUGAAAAUUUAAAAACCAAACAACAAAACAAAAACAAUUGUUUGACCAAUAAGCUCUUGAUAAGAACCUUCAGCUUUCCACUUUUGUAAUACAAGUUAGUUGUAUUUAAAAUGCAGCAGUGUUAAGUAGGUAAGUGUGGUUACUUUGGAGAGAUAAUCUAAGACCAUGACAGGUUUAUAGUCGAAGGAAGACACUGAAUUGCAAAUUCUUCAAUGUGAAUGAUAGUAAAAGCACACUGGGAUAUUUCUAUUUGUAUAUAGUAUUGGGACACUGCUUGAUGAUUCAUAGUAAGGUCCUUUAGACAUUAGUGUGAGUUAUCUAAGUAUAGUCCUAUAAAAAUAAUUGGCUUAAAAGUCUGACAGCUAAGAAUCAGGUUGAGAGUUCAUUUUAUUCAGUUAGGAAAAUUCCAAAGUAAGCCAUAUUACUCAUGUAUUUUAUUCAUUAGUGAUGAAUUUGGCCUGAAUAGUAAGUUUUAUAUUUAAAGAAGUAUUUACACCAAAAUCUGCACAAUAGGAACACAAUAAGAGAUUUAAUAACAUUAUUUUCCUUGGUGACCAAUAAUUUUCUGAAGAUUUUAACUUAUUAUUAAAAGAAUAAAUAUUACAGUUUUUAAAAAUAUCCUCUACAUGUUUCUCACCUACUAUUGAAAAGAAGAUGAUUAAAGAUCUCCUUUAAUGGUAUAUUAGUCUAAAGUGAGAUAAAAGAAAAUGCAAAAGUGAAUUCUUUAAGAGCAGACGUGAAUAUACCACUCUCAAGCAAAUAUUCCAGUUAUUCCAUCUAGUGUUUUUGUUUAAAGCAUAUAGUCUCAUCAUACCCCACUAUUAAGAGAAUUUUAGGAACAUUAGAGCUUUUUGAGUGAGGUUAAGGAAAUGGGAUAUUUCCUCCAGGGUGGCUCCAGACUUCAUAGAAUUAUGAUGUCUAGUCAUGGUGUAUCAGAGAAUUUAAAAUAAGUCUCAGUUUUAUUAUUGAUCCUGGGCAUUUGCAGCUAUGCAGUAAUGGUCAGACGUCCAUUCCAAUCAAAUUCAAAUUUGUCUUUGUUAUGUAGCCUACGUUAGGCUGUGGAAUUUACAUGUAGAUAACAUAAGUACAGUUCAUCAAGUUUUAAAGUCCUUUAAGGUCAACUCAAAAUGUUUUCCACAUUUUCUGUUACUAAAAAUGUAAUAAUUGACAUUUAUUUCAGUUCAUUCUAAAAGUAUAUCUUGUAAUAAAAAGUCUGUUUGGAAACUGGUUCAUUUGGACAAUGAAGUUUUUUUGAAAUAUAAUUUCUACUUUGUACAUUUUCCUGGAGUUUAAAAUAACAUUUUACCAUUUUUAACUUUACUUUUUACAAGUUGUAACUUCUGACAUAAAUAUAAUUCCAUAAAGUGUUAACAUUUUCACGAAUUUUAAAGUUUAUGCUAAGAUGUUUUAAUCAUAUUCCACUUUUAUUUUGUCUUUAAGCUUAAUUUGAAGCUUUUAUCACUACUUUUGUGUUCCUAGCAGGAAGUUUUCUGAUAAAGAUCAAAUUGGUUUAGAUAUAACUAAAUUAAAAUAUAAGAUUCUCUUUGACCACAUUGCCCUAAAUACUUCUCAAAUAAUGACUAUUGAAAGAAUUUAUAUAUUUUAUUUUGGCUGUCUUCUAAAAUAUAAGCCUGUAUCAUUCUAAUUUGGGAUUCAGAAGAGAAGGAAGCUUUCUUUUUAUUCAGAUUCCGUUUCUCUUUCUUUUCUACUUCUGUUUUGAGGAUAUAUGGACCAAGCUUCAAUCUUUGUUUUAAAACAGAAAUUCCUUCAAAAAAUAAAAUAUUAAAUUUCUGCUAUGUGUCAGUGAGAUCAAGAAAAGAGCAAAUCUGAAUUCUUGCUGCUCAGAUAAAGAUGUAGAAAAGGGGACUGACUCUGUGGACAAGGACACUGGUACUUUGGGCUCUAGCCAUACUCAAUUUUUAAAAACCACCAGUUAGAUAAUGAAUACAUAAUUUAUAUCAUUGAAUUUGUGAUUCUUUCCAAAUCACACUGAACAUUCAGCCGUAUUUUCAUGUUUGGUAAUACUGUUGUAUGAAUGAAAAACCGAAAAGGUAUGAUAGUGUUUAUUUUUAAUUUAUUUGGUACUGUAAAACACCUUUUCAGAAUGAGCAAAUGCUGCGAGUGCAUUUUGGAAUUGUUACUAUGUGAAAGAUACUACAGAUUCAGCAAGAAAGGAAAUCUGUGCUUCCUUGUUGAACAUUAAAUUAUUUUACUUUGCAUUUUAUAAAAGUACAAUUAAAACUGAGCCAUUGAACUGCAAUAAAUCAACAAUAGUGUCUCAUUUCAAGAAGUUUUUUGUAUUGUACAUAGAUUUGUUCAAUAAAACAUUGUCCUUGUUGAUAA